This is a messenger RNA of Ceraceosorus bombacis, 1188 nucleotides long. Lineage: Eukaryota; Fungi; Basidiomycota; Exobasidiomycetes; Ceraceosorales; Ceraceosoraceae. The record is from the annotation of a GenBank genome assembly.
AUGUCGCUUGGAGGUAUAAGAGAGCGACGAUCGCCCACGAUUUCCGAUUUGAUCAUCUUCUCCACGGACUGGUUCCUCACUAACGUCUUCCCCACCUUUUUCUUCUAUUGCUCUCAUUGCACUCUUCGCUCCACUGGUAAGUUUUCGACGGAUGGCCCGUUUCACGUCCGAGCUAAGUGUUGCUUAUACUGCCGCGUACAUCUGUACCCAGGCUGGAACGAAUCGUUGUUUUGUCCCUUGUAAUCCUCAUCUUGACCAACCUUGCACGCAUCCCAUCGCCCGCCAUGCACUCACACGCUCUUCUGUCUCUCGGCCUCCUUGCCGCAAGCUGUGCCACCACCCUAGCACUGCCGGUACCGACGACUGACCAAGUCCAUGGCUUACUCCAAGCUCGUGAUGGAGCCAAGGGCAAAGUUUCGACCUCGUGGAACUGGGACAAACCCCAACGUCGCGCCGACAAACCAAAAGUGUCGGUCGCGUGGAACUGGGACACGCCUCAUGCGCGAGAUGCGAUCAACGAGCUGGUGUAUGCUACUCGUAAGUGUACUUGCCAGGUGCAUUUGUUUGAACGACACUUUUGCUGAUUUCACGCUCACAUUGAUCUGGUAACAUGCAGGCGACACACCUGGUCAGCUGGACCGUCGGCUGGGCGGGCACAUGGCUGAGGGAGCGAAGGCUGCAGCUGAUGGGGCACGCCCCGUUCAGCAAAUCAACAACAAUGACUAUGGCGACAAUUAUGGCAACGUCGAGGGAAAUGUCCACAAUGGCGAUAGUCUGAACAACUCGCCUGCCAAUCAUCACAGGCGCAACACGAUCAGCAACAACUAUGGAGAUGCCUACGGCGCUGUUCAAGGCGAUGUACACAACGGAGACACAUUCGAAAACUCUCCCUUUUCCUCAUCGCACCGCACCGGCAUCAAGUCGAGGGACAAUAUUUCCAACAAUUACGGAGAUGCCUACGGCACUGUUCAAGGCGAUGUACACAAUGGAGACACAUUCGAAAACUCUCCCUUUUCCUCCUCGCACCGCACCGGCAUCAAGUCGAGGGACAACAUUUCCAACAAUUACGGAGACGCUUACGGCGCUGUUGAAGGCGAUGUUCACAAUGGCGAUACUUUUGAGGAUUCUCCUGGCUCUCAAUCUCACCACGAAGGCAUCAAGGCGAGAGACAAUGUCAAGUACGAUUAA